CACCUUUUGUUUGCCUUGAUUGGACUUGACUCUGCGAGCAUCGCUUCAAGUUGGGUUGCCAGCCUGUCUUGUCGUGUUCAUCGACCUGCUUUGUUGACUUAGGGAUAUUCACGGGGAACAGCCACGGGACAGGUGAUUCAAAUCGCAGAGGUGCCUUGCCGGGCUGCUGCGUCGCAAUCCGGUGUGUGCUGAUCAGUCUCUUGGACCUACAAAUAUGGGAUGGAACAGCCUGCAACUUCUUCCAUUCCACCGCUUGGUGGCACACUCCGCUUCGGUCGAGAAUCCAGAGCCUUCACGCUAUCACACCAAGCCAGCAAUGUGGGAGCAACAGAUACUGCGGGUGGUGGAUGUGGUGUUGGAUCUCGCCUUGGACCAGCUGCGAGCCCCAACUUCAAAGCCGGACCUUCUCCGCACCGAGUCCAACGAGCAUUCUCAGCGGCAAUGCAAGGGCUGCGAUGGAGUAUGCGAGCUCCUGCGCUGGGGCGAGGUUCAGAGGAGACGAGACAGUGCCUACCAGGGCUGCUCUCCUCCCCGCAUGAUCCACAACAGCUACCUUGAACUCGACCUCUGUGCCCGUGUGUCUGGCUGCGACACUUGCCGCAUGUUUCGACGAGCCUUCCUGCUGGAGCAGAUUACCGGCCACGGCGCGGAGAGCUUGGAGCACCCGGAUAACCAAUGGCCGAUCUACGCGAUUCUGAACCUUCGCUCAUUCGGCGACAGUGCGCUGCUGUUGGCCGUCAGAUCACCAGACGACACGCCCUUUUCCGCAACCAUUCACCUGAGCCAAAAACCCAGGCCUCGGCCUCAAAACCCGACGAGACGACUCCCUGGGCUGCGUUCUGAUCUCGAACAAUUACGCCAGGUCAUCGACGAUUGCCGUCACAAUCACGGAUGCUCUUCCAGACACCGCUGGUCACACCGGAACCCCACCUGGCUUCUCAAGAUUCUGCCGGGGAAUUGCGCGCAGUUGGUUGAAGGGCCUCAGUGGCCUGUCGACUAUGUCGUGCUCAGCUACUCCUGGGGCGAUCCUGCAACGAUGCCGCCGGCCGAGUGGGCGAGGAUCAAGGGCGCCGGCACCAAGACAAUAGGCGGCCGGCCGGUCCCGGAGCGGCUUAGUCCAUUUCUGGUGUGGGAGCUGCCGGAAACAAUGCAAGAUGCCAUCAUGCUGGCUGCGUCACUUGGUUAUUCCUACAUCUGGAUCGACAAUGUCUGUAUCCCCAAGGGCACGAAUUGGGACACGGAAGCGGCUCUCAUGCACGAGGUCUACGGCAACGCUGCCUUUACGCUGGUUGCCUCCUCGAGCACCAAAGCGACGGACCCCCUGAUACACGACAGGCUCGCUUGGACGCACCGCAGCAAAGCAUGCAAGCUACGUGGACUUUGGCUUCACCACGCGCCAGUGUCUCUGGACCGAGUCCGCUUCGAGUCCCCCGUGUCGCAGCGGGCAUGGACAUUGCAAGAAGAGCGCCUCUCGCCGAGGAUUUUGUAUUGGGCUAGCCAGAGGUGGUAUUGGUCUUGCGCAGAGCGUCAGGUUGUCGAGAUGGAUGAGCUGCAGUGCACCGCUCCCGCUGCUGAUGAGCCGCCCCAAAGCUGCCCACAGCGCUUCUUGGAACUCUGCCACACCGGAGACGAAGAGCAACUCCACGAAGAGUGGCUCGAUAUUGUGGAGGCCUACACACGUCGCGAUCUCGUCGAGCCCAAAGACCGGUUCUUGGCCCUCUCCGGCCUUGCAGUACGUUUUUACAACGCCAAGGCGGCGAACGGCGGCGCGGCCAUCACCGAAGACUACCUAGCGGGUCUCUGGAAGGACAAUUUUGCCAGACACCUCGCUUGGGCGGUAACGAGGGCAGUCGAUGCCGGACCGAAUCUGCAGCACAUAGCGCCGUCGUGGUCGUGGGCUUCGCUGCCCCUCCGAGUCCGAACCCGAGCAAGAUUCCCUUUCCAGCCGUCCGACCACUUCAAAUUCAUCGCGGUCGAGCACAUCGAGACUCCUUGCACCGAUAUUCACCCCGGCGAGUCGAAGCAACCCACUGCAACACCCGAGAAUACAGCCGUCGACCUCAUCACGCGCGGUCGUGCCGUCGAGCUGCGAGGCAGAGGAGUCAAGGUUGUCGCAGUGCAGGGCCGCUUCCGCCGCUUCAUCUCCGAGGACGCGCGUGAAGUUGCGUGGGAAGCAAUCGAGCGGAGGCGAGGCGACCGGCGCAGCUUCGACUUCGGCGGCUUUCCCGGCCAGCACAUCUACGCACGCCACCGGGCCGACGGCCGCAUCCUGGCCAGGGAUGCGCACUGCGGCGAGGUCGUCGGACAACUUGAUUACAUGGCGCCGAGUAGGGGAGGCGAGGACGACAAGGAUGCGCCGCCUCGGCGUGCCCCUUACCUGCCGGAAGGUGCAGAGAAAGAGCUGGUGUGCCUCGAGCUUGGCGAGUCGGCUAUGCUCUUGCUGGUGCAGGACCGAGAAAGGGCGCAGCCAGAGUCGUACAGGCGCGUUGGCGUUGCCAUUGGUUACGGCAGUACUAGGAAAGGGUUCUUCUACGGCUGCGAGACGAAAACAAUUCAUCUUGUUUGAGGCAGGGCGUGACGUUUUGGAACGGUAAAUUUAUGGCGCAAAGGGUGGUCUACGACUCUUUCACUUGGCUUUUUCACUUGGCUUCAGGGGUUAAAUGUAUCUGGA
This is a messenger RNA of Thermothielavioides terrestris NRRL 8126, 2671 nucleotides long. RefSeq lists its product as uncharacterized. NCBI's taxonomy places the organism in Eukaryota, Fungi, Ascomycota, Sordariomycetes, Sordariales, Chaetomiaceae. The coding region runs from base 215 to 2566 and encodes 783 amino acids. The transcript has a single exon. The record is from RefSeq and is a predicted model, not a curated record.